Molecule: messenger RNA, 914 nt
Organism: Papaver somniferum (opium poppy)
Lineage: Eukaryota; Viridiplantae; Streptophyta; Magnoliopsida; Ranunculales; Papaveraceae
Exons: 5
Coding region: 192-557 (121 amino acids)
Source: RefSeq, a predicted model, not a curated record
CUCAGAGGGUGUUCUUAACAAAUGAAAAUCAGAAACAAAACGGGGAAAGGGGAUGUGGAGAAAAUCUUGGAAUUUUUCUAUUACUCUUUGUAAAUCUCAAUAAGUUAAUUUAGAAACCAUGGCUGCAUCUGAAACACCCUUUAUUUUAUCUAUCUUGAGUUUUUUGUUCAACCAUUUUGUUUGAAAAAAAAAUGAUUUUAUCAGGGGGAAUGAAAGCAACUUUUGAUCAUAACAACUUCAAAAUCUACAUGGGUUGUACUGAUAAAUCUUACGAGGUGCAUUAUGGUUUGGUUUUACUUUUCUCUCUCCUGUAUGCUUCGAGUGGGUUUCCAGAUUCACUGCAAUCCCUCCAAAAGGCUUUCAGGGCUGCUGGCAUCACCUACAAGACCUUGGACCAGCUUCCCGAAUUGGUGAAGGGUAUCCAUGGAAAACUCAAAUAUGGAUAUUUAGAAAAUGGAAUGAAGUGGAUUUCAUGGGAAACAAUUAUAUCACCAUCUUGGAUAUUCUGUUUCUCGACGAAAAUGUUGUCAAUGGGGUGGAAAUUCAAGGCUCACUAGCAUCAGUGUGGUGAAGUUACCUAACACAGAACGCACCACCUCCAUCUGAUUUGUGAAACAUUCAAGCGUGAAAAUGUCUCUCAUUAUGAUGAUGAUCAAGAUCAGCCCAACAAAAUGAAAUCCCUGCAAAAAAGUUGGUGACGACACAUCCAUGUAUGUCUUUGGUUAAGUAUGAUUCAUCUGUAGUAAUUUAUCUUUAGUGAUACGGAAACCACAAUACAGAUGUGAACUGCUAGAACUUUGAAGCAGGAUCCUAUAUUAUGUUAUCCCUUUUCAACCAUUUAUCUAUUACUGGAUUUAUGGCUUUGUGCUCUAUAAAUUCGUACCAAGAUUUUUUUAAUAUUUUGUUCAGAUGUU